AUGACCGAUAUACGAACCCCAAGAACCCCAUUACAUCCAGCUCCAAAUGAAGAAGUUUCACAAUUACCAAAUGCCCCUAUGGCAGAUGAGAUGGAUUUGAAUCCUGAGCUAUAUGACGAUGAAGACGUCGCAGUGGGGAUUGGAAGAGGAAACACCAUUGUUAUAGAAGAAGAAGUCAGGCCAAACGGAGAAAAUAGUCAGCUGGUACAAGAACAAGGACAAGAGCAAGUUAAUGAAAUAAUGAGUGACGAAGAAAGUGAAAUGGAAGAAGUUGAUGUCACCAAUAAAGUGGAUAUCAUUCUGUUAACCCCAGAUUUCGAUGAAUACAUGUCCAAACUUAAUAUAGCCUUCGAGGCCAACAAAGAGGCUCAAUUGAGCGCAUCUCAACAGAGUAACCUUGUGAUGUAUUUGGAUGAUUCGAUACUAAAAGUCCAUCGUAAGUUUAUCAAAAGUCAAGUAAAUGAAGAAAUGACGUAUCCUAUCAAUGAUUUAAUAGGAGAUCUUACAAGUACUCUUGAUGUGCUUUGGCUUUCUGUGAAUUCUAGAAAUAAACUUAUUUUUCAAGGCGAAUAUCUUAUAAAAGUGCUAGGAGAUAUGCUUGAUUUCAUAGAAAACUACAGAUCAUUAAUAGAUCCUCACAAGCAACAUACCUUUCAAUCUCUAACAGCAGAUUUAGAGAAAAUUUUCCAAUUUUUUCAGGCGUUAGAUGCCAGAAUUGCAUUCCUUAUGGAUGGCUAUUCUAUAGAAGGAUCACUGUUGCAGAAACUUAGUGGAACCCAAGUUAUUAGAGUUGUUCCAAUUGCAACUCGGUUGCGUAUGGCAGUGAUAUCUAAAAUGGAACUAGUGCGUCACCAGCUUGUAAGUUUACCGCCCGACCAACAAGCAAUAUCCAACCUCAUUGAUAUCGAGGUAUCCAAGCUUUUUGAAGGAAUUUUAGAUAGAAGCUAG
This is a messenger RNA of Lizanozyma spartinae, 948 nucleotides long. Its product is annotated as TFIIH complex subunit. NCBI's taxonomy places the organism in Eukaryota, Fungi, Ascomycota, Pichiomycetes, Serinales, Debaryomycetaceae. The transcript has a single exon. The record is from RefSeq and is a predicted model, not a curated record. The coding region runs from base 1 to 948 and encodes 315 amino acids. Gene Ontology annotation, cellular component: transcription factor TFIIH holo complex.